This is a messenger RNA of Caenorhabditis angaria, 3289 nucleotides long. Lineage: Eukaryota; Metazoa; Nematoda; Chromadorea; Rhabditida; Rhabditidae. The record is from the annotation of a GenBank genome assembly.
AUGUCUGAUAUAAAAGAAGGUCGCAACUUUAUCAACAAGCUUUUGGUGAGGGAAAUUAAAGGAAAAGUUUAUGAAGAACGAAACGAUGAUCUAUCGACGAUUGCACAUUAUUGCCAAGUAUUGUCUUUGCACCUUGUAAUGAAAGAAGCCGUGGUGUUUUUAGGAGCAGGUAAGUUUUUUUGGAAUUAUCGGGAUGUAACUUGAACAUUAGACAUUUUUGAAAACAAAAACUGAUUUCGAAAAGAUUAUCAAAAGAAAAGAAACUGUGAAACAUUACGAUAAAUCUUGUUUUUUUCAAAAAAUCUGAAGUCGAGGUAUGUUCAACGGUUUUUUCCUUAGAUAUUGCACUUUUUUCCAAAAAGCUCAACAUUUUUAAAUCAAAAUCAUCAUUUUUCUUUGAAAAAAAAAGAAUAGUGACUUUACUGAAUCACGAGACUGGACAAUUUUUCGAAAAGAAUUGUCAUAUUUUUUAAUUAACGUGAUUCACUGAAUAAUUGUUUGCGCAAACUUUUGCAAAUGUCAAAAAAGCAUCAAUUAGUUUAAUGAAUACAAACUUACAACAAUUUAUGGCUUAAUUAUAAAAAUGUUUGGCAUCAGAGGCAAAACAGAUUUGAAAAGUUGCGACUCCGAAAAUUCACAUGAAUAUUUUACAAAGAAUCUGAAAAGUGAGGACACUUUUCUUGAAAUCAGGAUUUCAAGCGAAUCUCAAAGUAUCUCAUCGUUUUCAACGAAUACUUGAAAAAUAUUAUCGAAACACGAGAAAGCAUUAUAUUUAUUAAUCAAUGAAUUCACCAAGACAAAAGGUUAUCAAUAUUGUGUUCGUAUUUCAGAGGUGCUCUAUGACACUGGACUGGAUGAUGCCAAAUGUGUCGAAGAAUUGAGACUUGGUUCAGUUCAUAAUGCAAUCAAUAUAUUAAUAGAGAAAAAGCUGUUAAGGUUUGUAACCUUCUUGUGUUUGUUUCAAAUAAUUCUUCAUUUUUUCAGAGCGGUAAUAACUGAGAAUCCAUUCAGUUUCAUUGUACAAGCUGAACCAUCUGAUAACAACAAAGACCCUACUCGUAUAAUAAAUUUAAAUGGAAGUAUUGCAGUCUCGUAUUGCUACACUUGCCGAAGGUUUGUUCAACAAUUCUAAGAAAACUCUUUGAGAGAAAAAUUUUCAGAGAAUUCCACAACUACAAAGAUCAACCUGGAAAACCCGGCAUAUGUAGUUCAACGCCAGGCGGCCGUGGUCGCUGUCGUGAUCGCUGUCGUGGUAGAAUUGGGAAAAAAUAUCCAUCUUGUUUUGCAAAGGAUGAAUUUGAAAUGGGAAAAGCAAAAGCUGAAAUAAAUGUAGGUUUAUUUUGAUAUGCUGAAAAAUGAAGCAAUUCACGCUAUAUGACUGUACGAAUUGAGCAAGUGUGAAGAAACCGCGUAUAAAUUAUGUGCCCACGGCACGCUUCUAACAGCAAAAAAUCUUCUCGAAAUAAAUUAAAUUUUUUUUCAGAAAUGCCGCAUAAUAAUUUUUAUUGGAACAAAUUUAGUCAACGCAAGAACUGCGAGGUUGUUCAAAUAUGCAUUCAAACUUGGUAAACCAAUUUAUAUCAUGAAUUCAACUGAAACCAAAUUUGUAAGUUCUCACUUGCAAUUUUUCACUGUUUAUUUUCAUGAUCAUGUUUUAGGAUGAUUUACUUGAUAACCGUCUUUAUGGUCACGUUGGCGAGUUGACAAAUAUGCUUAUGCGAUACAUGGGUGAAGGAGAACCAGUACCUCAAGAACCGGAAGACGAUGAAGGUUAUGGAGUUGCACCACGUCAAGAACCUGAAGAUGAUGGAGAAUAUGGAGUUGCACCACGUCAAGAACCUGAAGAUGAUGGAGAAUAUGGAGUUGCACCACGUCAAGAACCUGAAGAUGAUGGAGAAUAUGGAGUUGCACCACCUCAGGAGCCUGAAGUAGACUAUGGUCGAGGCGACCCUCGCCCGGAAUAUCAUUUGCGUGAAUCUCCACCUCCUCCACCAUUUCCUCGUAACAAUCACUACAAGCUAGAAGUUGUUUUAGACGAUGUUGUUCAAAAUAAUGAACAAGAGCCAAUGGAAGAAGAUGAAACAAAAGAAGAAGCAGAAGAAGAAGAAGAAGAAAAUGCACCAGGACCUGCUCCACCAGCUGAACCAUUUCGACAAAUCAAAGAAGAACCAAUGGAAGAAACAACAGAGGAUGAAGUUGUUGGAAAACAAGAUCAAGUAAAACAAGAAGAUCCGCAAGUCGCACCACUCGAUAAGGUGAAGAUCGAAAAUAUUGAAGAAAAUGAGCAACAAGUUGAGCAACGAAACGAGCAAAAUCAACCAGAUGAGCUGGAUGUCAAGCCAAAUGUGAAUGAAGAUAUUGUUGAGAAUCAUCAAGAUAUGGAUUUUCCUAGAAUGAAUGAAUUCAUUGAACCACACCAACCAAUCGGAAACCCGGUCAAUGCUGCAAUUCCUGAGCAACAACAUAAUCAAAAUGUGAAUGCUUAUCAUUAUGGAUUUGACCAGUUUCAAGAGCAUCAACAUGUUACUUUUGCGCAAUCAGCGGAUACCUAUAAUCCACAACAACAACCGAAUGCUUUACCGUCAUUUGAGUUCAGACCAGCUAUGGGAGAAGGAGGAAAUCCAAUGAAUUAUGGGCCACCACAAAACUACUAUGGUGGUCAUUUUGCUCAAAAUUAUCCAAACGAACCGCAACACUUUGUUGAGCACAACACACAUUUUCACAGAGGUGAUGAAACUUUUGAAGCUCGAAUUGAUGUCGAACCUGCUCCAAGCACACAACAAGAUAGAGAGUUAUCCCAAGUCGCAGGAAUCUCACUUCAAAUACAAAGAGAACGUCACACGCUGGAUGAGCAAAAUUUAACUCAAGAAGAAACUGGUUCAGACCUUGAGACGGGAAAUAGUUUCCGACAAGAUGAUGGUACUCGAGGAGAUGAACAACAACCACAAGAAAAUUCGCCAAGCUUCUCUGAAACGAGCAGUUCAACUGAGACACAAGAUGAACCAUUUGCUCGAGUUGUUAGUGGAAUUGUGGAGGCGGUUCAUGAGGAACAUCAAAUGCAGCAACAAUAUCAAGGGCCUAAACAAAACGCCCAAGCACCGCAAUUGAAUCGUGACGACUUUGAUGAAGAACUCGAACAAAUUGUAAGUUUUUAAGUAUAUUUUUUUUGGUGAAUUCAAUUUUUAAGCUCGAAAACAUUCCUGAAGACAUGUUAGCAAUCGGUGUUUAUCCAGCCAAUCAAGAAGAUCAAAUAAUGGAAGUAGAUCAGCAACAAAACACAAACAUGUGA